AUGGGUACCAACACAGACAACUACAGCCCUUGCAAACUCUCAUCCGUGCGUGCCAUCAGACACGAAAUGGUCUCGAAUGCAAAUUUGAGAGAUGACAUCCUCGAGCUAAGAAUGAGGCACUGCAUCGCCAUCCAGUCUGUCAUCCGCCUUGCACCUCCCAAGUCUCUCUUGGAGGUUGAGCCUAAAGACACUGAGCCGACUCUGACUUCGCUAUUGUCAUUGUCACCCGGUGCACUACUUGUGGCUGAAUCUGGUGAUGCAUCUCCCUUUGAAACACUAGAAGAGUUAAACAAGGAACUCGACACUCGUCUUUCAUUCGACUGGGUGCUCCCGACCCAGCCGACGCCACGUACCGUGGCCAUGGUUGGAGGCCGCCGUUUAUACGAUAUGAAUAGAGGGCAAUACGGUGCUCGUGGACUAUUUGAGGCUGCCCAUGCCCUUGGAAUGGCUGUAAUAGUCCUUGACGCACCAGGGCAUUGGCUCGAAAGCAAGACUUAUGCCCAUCUCCGGCACGACUUCAUCGCCAUUGAUGUGGCGGCUGGCGACGCGAAGCUGCCAAUGAUCAUCGCCGAGGCUAUCAAAGAGCAAAAAGUUGAUGGUAUUGUCACUUUCUCGGAUGAAUUUGUCAUCUCUACUGCAAAAGCAGCGGAGCUGCUGGGCCUCCCAACUGAGCCCGUGGAUGCCAUUCUUCGAGCACACCACAAGGACGAGACGCGCAAGGUUGUCAACAAUCCCAACAUCCAGUCAGUCAGAUUAGACUCUCUAGCACAGCUAGACGACCCUGUCAUCCUUGGAAGCUUGGCCAAUCUUGAAUACCCUCUGAUCGCGAAGCCUUGCCGGGCCGGCGCAUCUCGUGGAGUCAGAAAAUGCCAUGAAAUCUCGACAUUGCGCCAGGCUAUCAAAGACAUGGACGACGAUGGCCUUACAAAAUAUGGUGUUCAGAUUGAGACGUACGUCGAUGGCCCAGAGAUUGACGCCAACUUUGUCCUCUGGAAUGGUGAGCUUUUAUUCUGCGAGAUCUCGGACGACUUCCCCUGCCCUGCCGAUGCAGUCGACGCCACGCUCGAAGCCAACUUCGCGGAGACACUCAUGGUCCAUCCUACCAGUCUCAACCCCACGGAAGCCAAGCUAAUUCAGUCAACUUUGCAUCAGAAUCUUUUAAAGUUAGGAUUUCGCUCUGGCGUCCUUCACGUAGAGGCACGAAUGCGGAACUCCUCCAAGUUCUACCGGGAACUGGACGGCAUUGAGGACCUGGCCGCUGUUGAAGGCCCGAAAGGUCAACCAGAAGUCGUUCUGAUCGAGGUCAACGCCCGCCCCCCAGGGUUUGACCCAGUAUGGGCGACCCUGCAUACGUACGGCGUGGAUUUGUGUGCGCUCCAAUUCCUACAAGCUCUCGGGGACCGCGAGCGCUACAGAGCCAUGUCAAAGCCCUUCGCGGGCCCUCCUCAUCAGUUUUGGUGCGGAGAUCGCCAGAUCCCCAUGCACCGCGACAGCAUCUACAUGCCUCCCGACUUCUUCGAACGGGUGUUUGGGAUGCUGCCCGAGGUCAAGCCAUACGUGCUGGCAGCGGAGUUCAAGGUUGAGCCUGGGAGCACUGUAUCACCGAGAGCAGGUUCCGGAUUCGUUGCAUACUUCUUACUGUGCUCCAGGACAAGUAGGAGACAUCUGUUGGAGAUGUGUGACUCCGUCUUCCGAGCAUCUUUGAAGGUGUUAGAUGGAGCAUAA
Thyridium curvatum is the source of this 1725-nucleotide messenger RNA. RefSeq lists its product as uncharacterized. The record is from RefSeq and is a predicted model, not a curated record. The coding region runs from base 1 to 1725 and encodes 574 amino acids. The transcript is spliced from 2 exons. Gene Ontology annotation, molecular function: ATP binding; metal ion binding. Lineage: Eukaryota; Fungi; Ascomycota; Sordariomycetes; Thyridiales; Thyridiaceae.